Molecule: messenger RNA, 1841 nt
Organism: Malurus melanocephalus (red-backed fairy wren)
Lineage: Eukaryota; Metazoa; Chordata; Aves; Passeriformes; Maluridae
Gene: POC1A
Product: POC1 centriolar protein A
Exons: 11
Coding region: 35-1678 (547 amino acids)
Biological process (GO): cilium assembly; regulation of DNA-templated transcription
Cellular component (GO): ciliary basal body; centriole
Molecular function (GO): protein binding; DNA-binding transcription factor activity; sequence-specific DNA binding
Source: RefSeq, a predicted model, not a curated record
CUCUGCUCCAGAUGCAUUGGGGCAGGGGGCUGACAUGGCUUCUCCUGGCCUUCCAGGACAGGGGGAAAUUGUGCCCUGUGGCACUGCCACAAAAGCCAUGGAGGAGGAGCAGAAUGUCCGGCCUGGCCAGGACAGACGCAAAAUCAAACGAGCUUCUCUUUCCAAUGAGAGCAUGGGCAAAGACAAUCAAUUCUUGCCCCUCUGCUUUCCACAGAAGCUUUGGAAAAUGCUGGAAAGCAGCAAGUUUCAGUCUAUUUGGUGGAGUGAGGGUGGAAAAUGYGUGGCCAUUAACAAAGAUCUCUUCAAAGUGGAGGUGCUGGGCAGGGGAGUUCAUCAGCGAGUUUUUAACACACGGCAGAUUGACAGUGUUAUCCGCCAGCUGAACCUCUAUGGAUUCACCAAAAUGCAGCGAGAUUUCCAAAGAUCUGCCUCCCUGCCUGAAUUCCUAUCAGAGGAAGCAGCAGCUUCUGCUCACAGCCAGGAAGACCCAUCCCUGGAGAGACACUUCAAAGGCCACAGAGAUGCUAUUACUAGCGUGGACUUCAGUUUCAAGAAGAAACAAUUGGCAAGUGGCUCAAUGGAUUCGUGCCUGAUGGUCUGGAGCAUGAAGCCUCAGAUGAGAGCCUAUCGCUUUGUGGGCCACAAAGAUGCAGUUUUAUGUGUCCARUUCUCACCUUCUGGUCACCUAGUGGCUUCAGGCUCUAGAGACAAAACAGUCCGUUUGUGGAGCCCUAGUUUCAAAGGAGAACCAACUGUGUUCAAGGCUCACACAGCAACUGUGAGAAGUGUCCAUUUCUCCAGCGAUGGCCAGUCCUUAGUUACAGCUUCCGAUGACAAAACAGUCAAAGUGUGGACAGUUCACAGGCAGAAGUUUCUGUUCUCACUGAGUCAGCACAUCAACUGGGUUCGCUGUGCCAGAUUCUCUCCUGAUGGACGAUUGAUAGUGUCAGCCAGUGAUGAUAAAACUGUYAAGCUGUGGGACAAAACUAGCAGAGAAUGCAUCCACUCCUUCUGUGAGCAUGGCGGGUUUGUGAACCACGUGGAUUUCCAUCCCAGUGGUAACUGCAUUGCUGCRGGGGGUACGGACAGCACGGUGAAGGUGUGGGAUAUCAGGAUGAACAGACUGCUUCAGCAUUACCAAGUGCACAGCUCUGUGGUCAACAGUCUUUCCUUUCACCCCUCUGGAAACUAUCUGGUUACUGCUUCCAAUGAUUCAACUCUUAAAAUUCUGGAUUUGCUAGAAGGAAGACUUCUCUAUACUCUCCAUGGUCACCAGGGGCCAGCUACCUGUGUAGCGUUUUCAAGAGAUGGAGAAUUUUUUGCUUCUGGAGGUUCUGAUGAACAGGUGAUGGUGUGGAAGACUAACUUUGCAACUGAUUAUGGUGAUGUAGUGAAACCCCAGAAAUGUGGCAGCAGUGUGGAUGGGACCCAUGGCACUGGGCAUUCAGAAAUGGAUUGCGGUAUUCAUCAUAAGAAAACAAAAACUCAGGAUUCUGAUAGGACCCACGAGCAAGAGGAGGAGAGCAGUCUUGCAAAUACCCUGGAGCAUAUUAUGGGACAGCUGGAUGUUCUGACUCAGACAGUUUCCAUCCUGGAGCAGAGGCUGACACUCACUGAAGACAAGCUGAAGGAAUGUCUUGAGAAUCAGCAGAAAAUCAUUCAGAACAAAACGAACUGAUUUCCUGAGAUCAGGAGCUGAAGGCAUUGGGAGGUUUGAGGUUGUUUGUGUUCCUAACAGACUGUGUGUGACUUGCUUUAACAAUUUUGAGCACAAUCUAUUUUUCAAUUGGAAUGUAUAGUUAUUGUAUCUGUAAAUAGCUUUGUUACUUUACUAAAAUAAA